This is a messenger RNA of Pecten maximus, 3118 nucleotides long. RefSeq lists its product as uncharacterized. The coding region runs from base 119 to 1366 and encodes 415 amino acids. Lineage: Eukaryota; Metazoa; Mollusca; Bivalvia; Pectinida; Pectinidae. The record is from RefSeq and is a predicted model, not a curated record. The transcript is spliced from 2 exons.
AAAUAACCAAACACAUCACUGGAAUAUCUGUAUCCCGUGAUCCGGUAUCGGUCAUCGCCAACAAGGCAGGAGAACUACAGGUCUAUACAUCGUCUUCAUUAAGGCCAAGUCUACAGAUAUGCCAGUCAAGCAACUGUCUCUGCGCGCGCUGGAUCAGGGCGUGAACAACAGGAACGCCAAGGUUCUGAAGCGAUAUGAGGCUAGCUGUAGGACUUUCGAGAAAGAGUACCGAACAGCCAUGCGAGGCCAUAGGGCAAUACUUGCUGACGACCUCCAGUUUGCGUAUUAUCUUCUCAAACAAAUGGAAAGAUAUGAAGACGAGAAACUUACAAAAAGAAACGUGCUGGUCCGAUGUACAUAUAAAGUACAUGUACCCCCAUUGAAAAUCAACAUCAGCCGCCCGAACUCAAAAUUGGUGCCUUCCUGUCCACAGACGGACAGACCCGCCGGAAAUGACGGCAAGCGCGAGGAGGUAAACGUUGCCUCUGUACGUCCACUUACAGCCCCAGCCGGUAGAUCCCUGACAACAACAGAAAAGAAGAAUGCCAUCCGUAGAUACAGUCAGAUUAAAAACAAGACUGGUAAGAAAAAGCGCGGGAAACCAGCUCGAUCCCGGUCAGCUCCAGUGCCUUCCAACCAGGAAGAGGGCGAGGAAGAAGAUGAACCGGUGCCUCCAACGCCUCUAGCAAGGUUCACGCGUACGUAUGAAUAUAACCGGAAAGUACUGCUCUGUCGAAGUCGACAAGAGGAACGCCGAAUGGAAAGGAUAAGGGAAGCAGAAGACGAUAGCGAAAACGAAAGUAAGUAUGAUGACGUAAAAGGGGAUGAGGAUAAUUGUUUUGAAAUAGAGGAUGAGGAAUGCCAUGAAACAAGGAAACAUGACUACUGGAUUUGGAAAAUUGAUGUACUUUUUGAAAAAUGGCGGCGGAACGACAAACAAUUAGAUGACGAUGAUAUUUAUAGUUUGUAUGAGGAGGAUUUAGACGAAGAAAUAUUCGAUGACAACCAAGUACAGUCUUAUAUGAAACCAGGAAUACGACAAGUUAACACGUCAGGGCGUAACAAACUAGUCAACUUCACCAAGAACAAAGUUCUUAAGUAUCGCUGGGCAUUUGCCGGGGAAGGGUUCAAGAAGAGCGCGGAAGAUACCCGCAAGAGUAGACGUAAAUUCGUCACUGCUGAGCUCAGUAACAAGGAAAGACAGAAGAUUCGGGAAGAGGCUGAAACAAAAUGUAGGAGGCUGAAAAGGAUGGUACAGGAAAGUGACUACCUUCGAAAUGAGGUUUACUUGAUGGCGCCAUUUUAUAAAACGAAACAAGCACUCAUCGCCAAGGUAGCUGCAAAACAACCGGCCUUGUUUCAGUAAUUUUACACAGAUGGCCUUCGAUGUUAAAUUUGUUUGAUCAGUUACACAUGUGCAUUAUUGACCAUAUCGACGAUGUUUCGUCAGUGACAACUUCAAUAUGAUAAUAUUGGUGUCAUUUCACAGCUAGAUGUUGAUAUCACGAUACUAUCAAGAAAACCACAUGCGUGUCCACAUACUGUUUUUCUAUUCCGGAUCAGUAUUUUUCGUUUUGCUUUCAAUUCCCACGCAACAGACGUAUAUAUCCGUUAUUCACAUUGUGUUUUUAAAAUAUCCACGUCCAUAUUCGCUGUAUUGUAUAAAAUGUAAGUUAAGAAUUAUCUGGAUGACCGUCUUAUUGUGAACAAUAAUGAUGUUAAAGUUACGAAACAUUAUCGACAGAGUUCAUAUUCCUGGAAUAUAUAUGAUUCAUCAGGAAUCCUGCAGUUUCAAUACUGGCACCAUUACAAGGUAGGGCUUUGUUUUCAUACUUGUGCCUGAUACUGACAUAUUGUCAACGAAUUCAUUUCAUUACAUAGAAACAUAUAUGAACAAAUUAUGAAGGGGUACUUUGUAAAAUCAAAAUAAGCCAACAAAAUAGAAAAUGUUUUCAUUUUAUUAGAUCAAUAUAUAAAUAUAAAAAUAUAAAAGGAUUUCAGUUGAAUAAUUCAAGCUCCUUCCUAUACAAGUGAAACACAUUUUGCACUUAAAGAAAAUUCUUGUAAAAAUUAAAACAAAAAGAUUAAAAUAUUUAUAUACUUUAUAUAAGAUUGUUAAAUUGUAAAUGAUUUUUAAUAAAGCAUUUUCAUAACACUCGUUUUUCCAAUAUCAAUACAAAAUGACAUAAAAUCAUAUCCACGAAAUCCUGCUAACAUUGCUAUCCCUGAGGUAACAAUUCAACUACUUUGUCAAUUUCUCUUUGUUAAUAUUGUUAUUACCAUAACAAUACAAAUGUAUACAUAACUCUUAUAAAGACAAUAGUUUAAUGUAAGGCAUUAUCUGUUGUUAGAAUAAAUAUUAUAUAAACAAUAAAAUGACAGUGACAAUGCAAGUUGGAACUAUAGGAAGGUCAAGCAAGGUCAAACAAGGUCAAUAAGUUUCAAAAGGUCACUUGACAAAAAAUUACUGUUACUAAGAAUCAUGAUAGGAAGAGAACACAAUAAAUUAACCCUUUCACCCACUACUGACCAUAUUGGUCUUCAAAUUAUGAAAGAAUGGCAGAGUCCACUAAAGUUUCUGAGGGUUGAAAGGGUUAAUACCUUGAUCAAUUGCAACACAGAGUCUACCUCAGAAAUCCCGGGUAUAUACUUACAACUAUCACUAUACUACAUCUUAUCUUUAAUACACCUUUAUCACUAUACUACAUCCUAUCUUUUAAUAAACUUUUAUACAUCUGUGUGACAACAUUAUAUCGUUUAAUACACCCUUAUGCAUCUGUGUGACAAUCAUGUUGAACAAUGGCACAAGCGACAUUGUAACAAGGUUACGUGGAACAUUUUAUUUGUUUAUGUUGAAAUCUGUACUUGUGAAAUGUCAUAGCUUGUGCCAUACCCCAUUGCUUUUCUUUUUUGCAAUGAAUUAUGUUUAAAUCAAAAUAAAAUUAUUGCGUAUGAUGAAGACAAUCCAUCUACAUUAUGCAAAUAACUGUUUACUCAAUAGGUCUUUUAACUAAUUUGAAUAUACAUAUUCUGAUGUGAAAUGCUUGCUUCUUGCAUAUUUUGUUGAAUAUUUUGUUAUGUUGAUAAAAGUAUGAAAAUAAAAAUUGAUGUUAUCAUU